Molecule: messenger RNA, 4756 nt
Organism: Solanum pennellii
Lineage: Eukaryota; Viridiplantae; Streptophyta; Magnoliopsida; Solanales; Solanaceae
Product: nuclear pore complex protein NUP1-like
Exons: 9
Coding region: 84-4379 (1431 amino acids)
Biological process (GO): nuclear membrane organization; poly(A)+ mRNA export from nucleus
Cellular component (GO): nuclear envelope
Source: RefSeq, a predicted model, not a curated record
CAUCCAUAAAAAUAAAACCCUAAUUUCCCCCACAUUUUUCCCCUUUUUUUCCCUCGUCUUUUACUCUCGGUGGUUUUGAAUAAAUGGCGGCGGCGGGAGACGGCAGACCGGCGAGUUCCUCAGCCUACGAAGGCGGAGGAGCUGGAGGAAAGUUCCGGAGACGACCUUUCCGUAAGAAUCAAACUACUCCUUACGAUCGACCACCGACUGACCUCCGGAACCCUAGUUGGCUCACAAAGCUCGUUGUCGAUCCUGCCACGAAGCUCAUCACUUCCGGUGCUCGACGGUUCUUUUCUUCGAUCUUCCAGAAACGUCUUACCCCUGCUCCGACACCAUUACCACUACCUCCGAUGCCAUUGCCACCUCCUCCAGAAGCAAGACAAGAAUCAAAGGAUGUGCAGCAGGAGUCUUGUCUUAAUGAUCAUGCUGGAGCAGUCGUAGCCACUGGACAUGAAGUUUGCAAAGCUGCAUGCAGUUCUGAGGAUGGUGCAUUCUCAGAGCUUGAGCAACUGUUGAAACAAAAGACAUUCAGCAGAGAUGAAAUUGACCGCUUGACAGAACUUUUGCGUUCCAAAGCUGUAGAUACCCCUGCUGGGAAUGAUAAGGGUGCUGUUGCUACUCCUGUCACAAGUUCAAGAGUCCCUAAAGGGAAUGUUGCAUCUGCUGCUGAACUUGCAAAAGCUUACAUGGACACUAGGCCAUCAAAGGUGUCACCGACAAUUCUUAGUUCGCAAAGUCAAGUUGUGAGAGUAGAUACACCGGUGCUAAAAAGUGUUUCAUAUUCCCAAAAUUUGCCUAUUGCACCAGUGACUACAAAGACUGCUGGUCUUGUUGGGGUCCGAGCAAAUGGAUUUACCCCUCCAAGGUCUCGUGGAAGAUCUGCAAUAUAUCACAUGGCUCGCGCGCCAUACUCCAGACUUCGUCUAACUGAUGGUCAAAUGGCAAGUAGCUCCACACAUAAUGCUUAUAGCGGGCCUUCUUUAUCUGAGUCAGUCUUGGAGCAUGAUGGAUAUUUUGGCUCUAAACAGCCCCUCAAACGGAGAAGUUCUGCUCUGGAAGAUGAUAUCGGCUCUGUUGGCCCCAUUCGUAGGACUCGACAGAAACCAAAUCUCCUAUCACAUGGAAUUUCACGUCCUAAUCUUGGAGGAGUUGCUUCUGCUGCUGCUGACGUGCCUACAAGGUAUGCUCACAUCUCUUCCAAUCCCAGUGAGACAGCUGCAAAGAUAUUGGAGCAUCUUGAAAAUCUGACUCCAAAGGAGAAGUCAUCAGAAUCAAGACUAACUGCAGGGAGUGAUAAGACACCCAAGAAAUUGUCACCAAACAUGCUUCACGGGCAAGCUCUUAGAAGCUUGGAGUCUUUGGAUUCUCCCAAGCUGCUACAGAGUGCUCAAGACAGCCAUAAGUUGGAAAAUUGGUCUGAGGUUAUCCCAACCAAUGAUCAUGAUUCUAGUUUGCAGAAGCAAGGCGUAAUUGAACAACAUCGGCAAAAUGAAUCUAUUAACAGGCCAACUGUUGUACCAAAGAAAAAUGAAAAAAAUUCAUUUGAAGAUGCUCAACAUGCUCAACCAGGUGUGGAAACUGCUGAUUCACUGGAUAAGAAGUCUUCAGUUCAACCUCAGAAGAAGCAUGCUUUUAGGAUGAGUGCACUUGAGGAUUCAUUCGAGAUGGAUGAGGAUAUAAACUUUGACAAUCCUGCCUCUCAAUUGGCUGAAGGAAGAGAUAAGAUGGGUAUAUCUGGUGCUGAAAAGAAGUCUCUGUCUACCGAUGAAGCCCUGAACAAACCUGCUGCUCUUUCUGAAACAAAUGCUACCCUGGGGAUUUUGAACAAAAGAAAUGAUAUGAAGGCUCCUGAUGCUGCUCUUAUCAGCAUCAGCAGCCCCAGUUUCCUGUCCAGUUCUGAUUCCCAGUCACCCGAGGUUGUUGCACCAUCAUUUGGGUUAAACAAAUCAAAGGAGUCGAGUGGUGACAAGGUUCCAGCUCUUCUAUUUUCAUCAUCAUUUCCUCUCUCAGGGUUAAAGCCAGAAAGCUCAAGCAGCUUAUCAAACCCUGCUUUUGGCCUGGCUGGUGCUUCAUUGGAACUCUUUGAGUCAGAUAACUCACAGAAGGAUGGAAAAAGCAAUGAGAAAUUAGAACCUUUAUUAUCUGGUUUAUCACCUUCACCUUUAUUUGCUGCUCCAUCAAGCACUUCUACCUUCAGUAAUGGACAGUUCGCACCUAGUCCUGCUAUCUCAGCCACUUCUCUCUUGGCAUCAAGUAAUUCCCCAAAGGAUGUUCAGUCUUACAGUUCAAGUGAGGUUGCCCAUUCCACAAGCAUUUCAGCUGCUGUUGGUGGUGGUCUGUUUGGUUUUGCUGCAGCAUCUUCAGUAUCAACUGAACCUCUUACCAAAUCUGGGCCCUCUGAAGUUCCAUCAAUGGUGUCAACGCUAUCAACAGCUUCCACUGCAGACAAUGCAGACCUGAAAGCCAAAGCAGCUAAUUCUGACAAUUUGAGUAGCAGUUCACCUUUUGCGGGCUCAUCAUUUGCAUCUACAAGUCCUGGAAAUAGUAUUUUUGGUUUUAGUUCAUCAGGAAUGUCUACAGUUACUACAGCUAGUGACCAAUCUCAGAGUUCCGUUUUCAGCACUGGAGCUCAGUCACUUGUUAGUGCUCAAACUUCUCUCACUGGAUCAGACAAUACCAGAGUCUCACAGAGUGUUCCUGCUCAUUUUGGGUCAUCUACUACAUCACCAGUAGUGGGCAAUUCCGGAAUGACAUCUUUCUCCUCUGUCGGUUCUGCUUCAAGUAAUACUGGCAUCGUUUCUGCUGCUGCUUCAGAUAGCAACCCCGUUGGCUCCAGCGCUGCUGCCGUUGGAAAUUUUAGUUUUGGGGCAAGUUCUUCAACCUCAUCUACGAUGAGCAGUUCUGUCGGACCUAGCAGUGGGACAGCUCAGCUGUCGUUCACUUUUGGUGCUAGUCCGGCAGUUCAUGCAGCCACCACUGCACUUGCUACUUCCAGCAAUGCUACUUCUGCUAUAUUUAGUUUUGGUAAUAAUUCUUCAUCUUCCUCGGCAAAUGCCGUCGACACCUCUACCCGCCCUAGUCCUAGCACAUUUAAUUUUGGUGGUAGUUCUUCAGCUUCCUCAUUGAAGAGUGUCGGCAUGUCUAAUAGUGCUGCUCCUGGAAUAUUUAGUUUUGGUGGUGGUUCUUCAGCUUCUUCAACCAAUGCUGUUGGCACCUCCACAAAUGCUACUCCUUCUGUAUUUAGUUUUGGUGGUGGUUCUUCAGCUCCUUCAACCAAUACUAUCAGCACCUCCACCAAUGCUACUCCUGGUGUAUUUAGUUUUGGUGGUGGUUCUUCAGCUUCUUCCACCAAUACUGUCAGCACCUCCACCAAUGCUACUCCUGGUGUAUUUACUUUUGGUGGUGGUUCUUCAGCUUCUUCCACCAAUACUGUCAGCACCUCCACCAAUGCUACUCCUGGUGUAUUUAGUUUUGGUGGUGGUUCUUCAGCUUCUUCAACCAAUACUGUCAGCACCUCCACAAAUGCUACUCCUGGUGUAUUUAGUUUUGGUGGUAACUCUUCGGCUUCCCCAACAAAUACUGUCAGCACCUCUACCAGUGCUACCACUGGCAUAUUUAAUUUUGGUGCUAGUUCUUCCGUUCCGUCAACAAAUACUGUCAGUACCUCCACUAGUGCUGCCCCUGGCGUAUUCAGUUUUGGUGCUAGCUCCUCAGUUCCGUCAACAAAUGCUGUCAAUGCCUCCAGCACAGUUAGUCCUAGUCCAUUUGCUUUUGGUGCCAGCUCUGCCUCUUCACAAACUUCCAGUGCUGCUGGAAUUUUAGGUUCCAAUUGGCAGGCCCCCAAGUCUCCUGGCUUUAGUUCCCCAUUUAGUUCUGCUACCCCUACUGCAUUUGCAUUUGGAGCAUCUUCAUCUUCUUUUACUCCUCCAGCCACCACUGCUGCUGUCUUUGGAUCAGCACCCAGUACCCCUAGUGGACCAUCCUUUCCAUUUGGUUCAACAUCUUUGACAAAUCCGUCUACACAGUCCAUAUUUGGGAACUCUACUUCUCCUUUUACUGCUUCCCCUGGGAAUAAUAACCAGAUGAGCAUGGAAGACAGCAUGGCCGAGGACACUAUGCAUUCAUCUUCCCCUGCAGUUGCUUUUGGUCAACCUUCUGUCUCGCCCACACCUGGCGGUUUCAUGUUUGGUUCAACACCUAAUCCAUUCCAGUUUGGUGGCCAGCAGAAUCAGGCAGCUGCUGCUGCUCAGAAUCCAUCUCCAUUUGCAGCAUCAGGCAGUUUAGGUGCUGGAGGGAGUUUCUCAUUGGGUAGCAAUGGUCCUGACAAAUCAGGUCGAAAGAUUGUCAAAAUUAAUAGAAAUAAGAACAGAAGGAAGUGAAGCAGUUGGCAACAACAUUGGAUCUUCAUGGUAGAUAUUGUUGGCAAGAUGAUUAAUUUCUCAAUGAUCUAUCAGCAGCCAUGGUUUAUGGGUUUGCGCAAUUCUCUUUUUUCUUUUUUAAAUUUCGCGCCAUUGUAGAUCUGUAUCUCCAGUAAGUGAAGAUCUUGUAAUUCUAUCAUCUUUCUUGGCAUAAAAUGUCACAAUUUUGGGCAACAUUUCUUUGGUUAAGUGGUUGUAAUUGUAUCAGUAAGGGGCUGUUAGAGGGUUAGCCUUUGCUUUUUCUUUCUAUAAAUUCGUCUUAUGUACUUGUAACAUAAUAAGGAAAUGUUUGUUUCUGUAUGGAUAUCUCUUUCUAUCGAGGACUUAUUUUCGAUUUU